AUGGUGCACGUUUCCUUUUACCGAAAUUAUGGGAAAACGUUCAAGAAGCCUCGUCGUCCAUACGAGAAGGAGCGCUUGGACGCCGAGUUGAAGCUGGUUGGGGAGUACGGGCUUCGCUGCAAGAGGGAGUUGUGGAGGGUUCAAUACGCCCUCAGCCGUAUCCGUAACAACGCCAGGAAUCUGUUGACACUGGAUGAGAAGAACCCGCGCCGAAUCUUCGAGGGUGAAGCACUUCUUCGAAGAAUGUUCCGUUAUGGACUUCUCGACGAGACCCAGAACAAGCUCGAUUACGUGUUGGCCCUCACCGUAGAGAACUUUCUUGAACGCCGCCUCCAGACCCUCGUCUUCAAGUCUGGCAUGGCCAAGUCCAUUCACCACGCUAGAGUCCUCAUCAGGCAGAGGCACAUCAGGGUUGGAAGACAGGUGGUGAACAUUCCAUCGUUCAUGGUUAGGGUUGAUUCCCAGAAGCACAUUGACUUCUCGCUCACGAGUCCACUUGGUGGUGGUCGUCCUGGACGCGUUAAGAGAAAGAACCAAAGGGCUGCUGCUAAGAAGGCUGCUGGUGGAGAUGGAGAUGAGGAGGAUGAAGAUUAG
Messenger RNA from Sphenostylis stenocarpa, 594 nucleotides. The record is from the annotation of a GenBank genome assembly. NCBI's taxonomy places the organism in Eukaryota, Viridiplantae, Streptophyta, Magnoliopsida, Fabales, Fabaceae.